This is a messenger RNA of Stegastes partitus (bicolor damselfish), 4052 nucleotides long. It is a transcript of the gene zranb3, whose product is annotated as zinc finger, RAN-binding domain containing 3. Gene Ontology annotation, biological process: replication fork processing; DNA repair. Bases 167 to 3613 code for a protein of 1148 amino acids. NCBI's taxonomy places the organism in Eukaryota, Metazoa, Chordata, Actinopteri, Pomacentridae. The record is from RefSeq and is a predicted model, not a curated record. The transcript has 22 exons. Gene Ontology annotation, cellular component: nuclear replication fork. Gene Ontology annotation, molecular function: nucleic acid binding; DNA endonuclease activity; ATP binding.
GCAGGCAGGCUGUUGGAAAUAUGUCACGUCUCGCGUUGCAGGUUUUUUUUUUUUUUUUUUUGCGUUAUGGCAGCACGCACGCAAGCAGUUUGUCGUACGGUUCCGUCAUUUGUUCGACAUGUUCAACACGAUGAUGUAAACGGUUUCAGCCUUAAAUCAGAGCCGGAUGACUGAGCAAGGACCGAAAACUGAUGAGGACUUAGAAAUGGAAAUGGAUGAUAAUGGUCCACAGACCUCUCGCUGUGAUACAAGAUGGUCACAGCAACUGUCAGGCCUUCCUCACAAGCUCCUGCAGCGCCUGAUGCCUUUCCAAAGGGAGGGAGUGGAGUUCGCCCUAUCCAAAAACGGACGAUGUAUGAUCGCCGAUGAGAUGGGUCUCGGGAAGACGGUGCAGGCCAUCGCGGUGGCGUACGCCUUCAGGCAGGAGUGGCCUCUCCUGGUGGUGGUGCCCUCGUCCCUCAAAUACCCCUGGAUCGAGGAGCUGGAGAGGUGGAUCCCCGAGCUGCAGCCCGGAGACAUCAAUUUGGUGGAGAGCAAGAGCGACACCAUGGGCAUCAGGGGCAGCAAGGUGACGGUGUUGGGCUACGGCCUGCUCACCACAGACGCGCGCCCCCUGGUGGAGGCCCUGAGCAGGCAGCGGUUUGCGGUGGUGGUCGUGGACGAGUCGCACUACCUCAAAUCCAGAAACGCCGCGCGGACGAAGAUACUCGUUCCUCUGAUCAAGAGCGCCAAGCGGGCCGUCCUGCUCACCGGUACCCCUGCUCUGGGUCGACCUGAAGAGCUUUUCAUGCAGAUUGAUGCCCUCUAUCCCAAGAGUUUUGGAACCUGGACCGACUACGCCAAGAAAUACUGCAACGCACAUUACAGGUGUUUCGGGCCUCGCAGGCUGUGGGACUGUCGCGGCGCCUCCAACCUGCAGGAGCUGCACCAACGGCUCAGCCAGAUCAUGAUCCGCCGCCUCAAGGCUGAGGUGCUCAGUCAGCUGCCCCCCAAAAUCCGCCAGCGCAUCCCUUUCGAGCUGCCGAAGGAGGCUGCAAAGGAGGCCACGGCCAGCUUCGCGCAGUGGGAGAGGCUGAUGAAGGGCCUGGGGUCGGGGGCCGUCGCCACGGACAACCCCUUCACCGAGGUCAUGAGCCUGAUCACGCAGAUGUACAAGCAAACAGCCAUCGCCAAGGCGGGAGCUGUGAAGGACUACAUUAAGAUGAUGCUGGAGGCAGAGCAGCUGAAGUUCCUGGUGUUCGCCCACCACCUCACCAUGCUGCAGGCCUGCACCGAGGCCGUCGUCGAGGCCAAGGCUGCUUACAUCAGGAUCGACGGCAGCGUGCCAUCGUCAGAGCGAAUCCAGUUGGUCCACAAGUUCCAGAGUGACCCGGACACCAGAGUGGCCAUCCUCAGCAUCCAAGCAGCUGGUCAGGGUUUGACCUUCACCGCUGCCAGCCACGUGGUGUUUGCCGAGCUCUACUGGAACCCCGGCCACAUCAAGCAGGCCGAAGAUCGCGCCCACCGCAUCGGGCAGACCUGCUCCGUCAACGUGCACUACCUCAUCGCCAAGGGCACCUUUGACACCGUCAUGUGGUCCAUGCUCAACAGGAAGGAAACUGUGACGGGCAGCACUCUGAACGGGAGGAAGGAGUACCUGAAGGCCGACGUGGGCGACAGGGACAAAUGGGAGUUCCUCAGCUUUGCCGACGCGUGGACGCCGGGCGAGAUGGUGCUGCCGCUGGAGGGAAGCUCGGACAAAGACGACGUGUUCUUCACCCACUUUGAGAAAGACAAGCAGCACGACAUCCGUUCCUUUUUCUCCCCGAGCGCCAGCCAGGAGGAGAAGAAGAAGAAGAGGAGGAGAACGGAAGAUGAAGGAACAUCUCCCUCCAUGUCCUCGGAGACGCCCGCCACGCCAGCCGGCAGUGGAGCCGACUCUGAACGGUCCUGUUCCCGGGCUUCCGUCUCACCUGACCAGGACUUCUCCCCUCAGCUGAAGAGGCUGCGGGUGCCGCAGACCAGCCCGAGCCCCGGGUCUCAAUUCGGGGGCAGACGGAGGUCCUCUCUGGCCUCCUUGAUGGCCCCGCGAAAGCUGUCGGAGCCUGAUCCUGGUCCGGUUUGGAGCUGUGGGGCCUGCACCUACUCCAACAGCGGCCUGCUGCCGUACUGCGAGAUGUGCGAGUUCCCGCGUUCUUCCUCCGCCGCCGCCGGGUCAGAGCCACCCAGGCCUCAGCAACCCCCUGCAGCCGAGACGGACCAGGCGUGCAUCGUCCUCUCCAGCUCCGACAGCGAGCCAGAGCUCAGCCGGGGAAAAGCCCGGCCUCCGAAAUCACACAAAGACAAACAGAGCGAGGAGGAGGAGGAGGAGGAUGAGCCUCCGAAAGACAAACAGAAACUAGGAGAAGCAGAGGAAGAGGACAAGCGGUGGCUCAAAGGCAAACAAUCAGCGGGGGAGAGAGGCGACAACGUCGCUGGCGGUGGCGGCUGCCUCCCCCCUGACCACACACAGGACCGGGGAGCUGUGGCGUGUUUGUCUUCGGCUGCUGAUGCUAAUGACGAUGAUGAGGGCAGCGGUGGAGAAGACGCCGGCGCCGCCCAUCCCGUCUACCCCGGCCUGCAGUUCUGCGCCAGCCAGCACACAGACCGAAUAUAUCUGUACUCCAAGGACGGAGCGCCGCUGAACUUGAGCUUCGUCCCUCUGGACAUCAAACUAACCAACUGGGACGACCUGCCCGAGGCCUUCAGCCGGCGCCGGGAAAAUCGAAUACAGGUGCUGAGGUUUGUCCAGGAGUGGAGCAGCCUGGCAGCCAUGAAGCAGAAGCUGCUCCGACGCAGCGGCCUCCUCUUCCACAGCCCCACCCUGGGCUUACAGCAGCUGGCCGCCACCCAACGCCCUCACUCAAGCACCAAGAGGUACCUCAGCCGAGAGGAGGUGGCCCAGGCUUCCCUGAGCACGGCCCAGCGGGAGGGAGGCAGCGUCCGGCUGGUCACAAAGGAAAACUUCUUCAAAAAGAGGAGGUCCGCCUCUUCUACAGCACCGCCAGCUGCAGAGAGGCCGGACGAGCGUUCCCCUACGACGGCGGACGAGCAGCCGUCGUCGGGCUUCCUGCAGGCUGUGGACAGUCGGGGCGUCCCUCUGUGCCUGACCUGCCAGCAGGCCUGCCCGACCACCGGCGGGGCGUGGGAUACUCGAUUCUGCAGCCACAGGUGCCAGGAGGAGUUCCAGCUACGCUCCAGCCAGACGUACAUGCGCUCCCGGGUGCUGGAGGCGGAGCAGGGCGUCUGUCAGCACUGUGGCCUCCACGCCCAUGACCUGUUCCUGAAGGUCCGCGACGCUCCGCCCUCCCAGCGCAAAGACAUGCUGGAGAGCACUUGGCUGGCCCAGCUGUCACUCAAAGAGCUGAACGAGAUGAUCCGAGCGCCGGUCGAAGGGGAUUUCUGGCAGGUCGACCACAUCCGGCCGGUGUACAGCGGAGGAGGACAGUGCUCUCUGGACAACCUGCAGACGCUCUGCACCGUCUGCCACAAAGCCAGGACGGCUCAGCAAGCCAGAGAACGGAGCCAGAGGAGGAAGAGCGCUGCCGCUUCCAAGGUUGCGUCAGACAUCAGCAGGUUCUUCAUCAGGAAAUGAAAAGGCAGAAAGGUUUAGUAAGGGGCUGUUGAUUCAGUUUGGAUAAAGAUGUGUCGAGUUUUCUCACCGAGUUAAGUAUCAGACGUACCCCCGCCAGAUGUUUCCUUUGAGUCUCUUAAAUAUUCUGCCUCACUUUCUCACGAUAUCGUCGGCGUCCUGCCGGACCAAAUUACAGAGGAAGGUGAAAUGGUGCAGAUUUACCUGAAAAACAGCGAAGACUGCAUCAAAUGCAAAUUCAGCCAACUCCCCGCUCGUCCCCGAACCGUCACAAGUGCGCCGGUUUUGAUUUAUGACGGCCCCCUUUUUUUGCUCGAGGCUGAAAUGGAGCAGGUUGUUUAGAGAGAUGCUGCUAUUUUGAGAUUUUGCAAACUUGGUGAAAAGUAGCAGGUGAGAGAUGAAUUGGGGGCUUUGUGAUUAAAACUCUACAGCAGCAAACACA